Molecule: messenger RNA, 348 nt
Organism: Symbiodinium pilosum
Lineage: Eukaryota; Dinophyceae; Suessiales; Symbiodiniaceae
Source: the annotation of a GenBank genome assembly
AUGGCAUCCCGAGCUUUGCUAGUGGCGCUUCUGCUGCCAGCCUGCUCUGCCAUCACCUGGGUGAAGAGCGCUGGUGGUGCAAGCUGCGACCAGGCAUGUGCAGCCCGUUCUGGCUGCAGCGAAGAGGCCUGGCCGCAAUCCGAGGAGGAGUUCCAGGAUGCUGCGAAGGCUGCAGGUCAGGUCUGCGAGGGCACCCAGACUGGUGGAGCCAAGUAUGACCCAAGCACGGACGGCCGCUACUGCGGCUGGCAAGGACCAGAUCACAUGAACGGAGAGACCAGGUGCGGCCAAUCCGGUGACUCUGGCACGUAUCGCUUCUGCCCGUGCAACGCCGACAAGGAGCUGUAG